GCUGAAAAGUCAUAGUUCAGUUUUUAAAAACAUUCAAGACCAAUAUUACGGGCAAACACUUUUUACAGUAAUCAAACAAAUAGGUACUAUAUUUCCCAGGAGCACAGAAAAUAAUCAGAUUAAGUUAUUGACUAUAAACACAAAAAAAUGUUUCAACAAAAAACUACUAUGCACACAAUCUGUUUUAGUUUUGUCUGUGGGCGCAAAACAUCAUCCAUCUCGCAAUUGUCUCUGUCACUGUCAUAUUUGAAUUUUCAUCUGUUGUUGUCGGAUUGUUGUUGUAAGCCUUCUAUUUUUACCGCCGAAUAACAUUGAAAUAACAUUAACUUGCUUACUUAUUGUAGUUAAAAUGAACGAAGAGAAGUUAAGCAGUGAUAAAGUGCCUCAGAAGUUUGCAGAAUGGUUGUUAUCAAUGGGAUGUCCGCCAGACAAAGUGCCGUCUGUUGACAAACUCGCAGAGAUGUGCCGAGGCCAGUACUACAUGGUGUGGCGAAGUCUUAUGGAGCAUGUGGAAGCUAAGGAUAUCAUCAAACAAAAGAGGAUGCAAGUCUUCCAUAAUGAUAUUGAGAGGUGCCAGAAGAAGAAUGCUUUUUGCAAGCCUGACUCAAGUGUGGUGGUACCAGAUGAGCUGACACUAUGGAAACAGCAGAUGACACUAAAGGAGAGGGUGCAAGAUGCAGAGACACGAGUCCAGCAAGCCAGGGAGAAACUCAACUUACUAGUAGAUAAAGUUUCUAGCAAAUUAUCUCAACGCAACGCCAGCCGCUCUCGCCUGCAGGACGGGCAGCGCCGCGCCUGGCUUCUCCAGCAGGUAGCCGAAGAGCUUCAGGCUAAGAAGUCUAACCUUAUAGAAGCUAAGGGUAUUGCUGACUCGCUGUGCAAGCAAGAGGAGAGUGGGGAUGUUGAGAGUAAACUGGAUAAGUUACUAAACCGCCGUACUGCCAGUCGUCCGGCCGCGCUGUCUGUCAGUAUGGCAUCCCUGGCUAGCUCCUCCAUCACGUCCAAUACUGAACUUAAUGAUACCGAGGAGCAGUUAUCAGCCUUAUGCACAUCGGGUGGGUCCCUGUGGGGCCCGCUGUGUCGCCGCCGCGCCGCGCUGCCCGCCGCGCUGGCCGCCGACACGCCGCCGCCCGCCGCUACUAAUAGGGUGACUCCCCAAUGGGUCCUAUCUCACACGGCGGCCCUGCAGUGCACGUUGUCGCUGGAGGCCGUCAAGUGCAAGCUGCACGCGCAACACACGCAGAGGAAACUGGCUGCCGAGCUCACACAACUCAAUGAGUGCCUGUCAGGCUCCGCGUGCGAGCUGCUGGUGGUCCGCAGCGAGGUGUCGCGCGCGCAGGCCCGCGUGCAGGCCUUGCGCGACCUGCACGACCAGCUCGCCGCGCGCAGCGGACCCUUCGCCGUGGACAGCCUGCCGCUCAGGGAACAGCCCGCGGGCAGGCAACUCGCACUACUGGAUAAGGCUAUUGAGAGCAAGAGAGAUGAACUGAAGCGUCUGAUCACGUCGCUGGCCAUAACGGAGCGCAAGAUACAGAACGUUCGAGAAUGCCUGAUCACCGUGUUCAACAGUUUCCAUUCUGAAUCGGCGCACAAUGACACUGAUCGGUUUGGAGGCCAGCUGUGUCUCCCACAAGAAUCCGUGAUGACGCUGCGUCGCUUUUAUGAAGAGCGUCGCGAUAACAACAGAAACAAAAUGGCGCUGAGUCUGGAUCUAGAUACGUCUGAGAACUGUUCUUACGAUGCGAUUGAUAACGCUAAUCCAACAUUUAUCGACGAACUCAAAGUUUAUUUAAAGAAAUUCCAAUUGGAGAAGAAUAGGAAAUUGAUUCUGGAAAGUGGCGAAAAGAUCUGGAUAUUCGAGACACUAAACUCUUCAAUAGAACGCCUGCGAGACUCGUGGCACCGUGAUGACGUCACGUGCUCGCUCAUCUGUCCGUCUGUCAAUCUGUCUUACAACUUAAAGCGACUCAUAGAGGCUGUAGACAAGAAGGAACAGUUAGAAACGAAGGUAGCAGCCAUGGAUGGUGAGCAGAGGAAUAUGUUGAGGAUUGAUGUUUCAUCAGAAAUCGAGGAAGAACAAAGGACUGUCGACAAAAUAAAGAAACGCCUCAACGAAAACAUAUUAUGUCUGCAGAAGACCACGAAAACUCUGGACAUGGGUCAGGAAAACUUACAGCUGUGGUCAGACAAUAACAUCCGGAAAUACAUAUCGCCCAAUAGGACAGUCGAUGGAAAGACAUUUAAGGAAUAUGAAGGAUAUUACAUAGAUAGCAUGAAUUUAUAAAUUAAACUAGCUGUUGCCCGCGACUUCGUCCGCGUGGUUAGAAGAAUAUAACUAUAUAUGCG
Molecule: messenger RNA, 2346 nt
Organism: Trichoplusia ni (cabbage looper)
Lineage: Eukaryota; Metazoa; Arthropoda; Insecta; Lepidoptera; Noctuidae
Exons: 13
Coding region: 350-2284 (644 amino acids)
Biological process (GO): spindle assembly
Cellular component (GO): HAUS complex
Source: RefSeq, a predicted model, not a curated record